This is a messenger RNA of Neohortaea acidophila, 1766 nucleotides long. RefSeq lists its product as uncharacterized. Bases 318 to 1766 code for a protein of 482 amino acids. Gene Ontology annotation, biological process: DNA damage response. Gene Ontology annotation, cellular component: nucleus; cytoplasm. Gene Ontology annotation, molecular function: phosphatase activity. The record is from RefSeq and is a predicted model, not a curated record. Lineage: Eukaryota; Fungi; Ascomycota; Dothideomycetes; Mycosphaerellales; Teratosphaeriaceae. The transcript has 5 exons.
GCGCUUAGGUAAGGUGGCCUCCCGACGUCAGUCCGUGGCGUUCUUCCUGUUCGUCUAGUUCUAACACAAUUUGAUUUUGGUGAUUAGAAUGUGUAAUUAUCCUAUCUCAGUACAGAUUGACGCUUGCCCAAAACUGAGAGGCCAGGACGCAGAUCUUAUGUGACCUGGACAAGGCUCUCGACGGAAUUACCUCUUGGGAUCUGCCCAGCGGAGUUUCCGGAUUGGGUUCGCGGAUAUAAUAAAAGUCCAAAAUCUCAACGCAUUGCGCAAGUACUCUAGAUUCCACGAAACAUCGAGCACAGUCUGGAAAUUGAAAGAUGGAGUACGACCCGAAGAUUGCCCAGUCCAGCACGGGCGACAAGACUUCCUUUGGAUUCGUCAGUGCUAGGGAUCGGUGGCCGAUUAUCCUAACUGGCGCCAUUGAUGACAUCUACCGAGCAACAUCCGCCGCCACGGAGCGCGAGAAGCAGGAAGAAGGCAAGAAGAUUACCCGAGGACUGGCGGAGCUGAAGUAUGAAUUGCAACAUAAUUGCCGGAUGACGCCUCUGCCCGAUGAUGGCGCAGCCGAUAUUGCUGCAUACAACCGCGAACUCGAGCAGCGCGGGAACCCCCAGUGGUUCGGCGUGCCGUGGCUUUAUGCCGAAUGUUAUUUGUACAGACGCAUGCGCACCCUGUUCGCCCUCUCAACGCACUGGAAAUCCUACGACGUCUUCUCCAAGCAGAAAAUGUCCACCUUUCGAUCCUCUCGCAACGCCGUCCUCGAGCUCGCCACCAGGUACAACGACUUAAUACAGCAGCUGGACUCCAACCAAUCCGCGCUCGCCGCCGCCUCCGACGAAGACCGUUACAACGUAGAGCAAUCGUUAUUCGUCGAAAUGUGCGAAAUCUGCCUCUGGGGCAACGCCACGGACCUCUCCCUCCUUACGAACCUCUCCUACGAGGACAUCCAAAAACUCCAGGGCUCCAAGGCGCGUCGUGCGAACGAGAAGAACAUCAUCGUGAACGACUUCGCCGCCGCCUUUGCCUGCCUCAAGCAAGCGCAGAAGUCGGCACCGGCAAACGCCGAACGCAGAGUCGACAUCGUCCUCGACAACGCGGGCUUCGAACUCUUCGUCGAUCUCGUGCUCGCCGGGUAUCUCCUGCACUCCGGCCUGGCGACGUACGUCGUCUUCCACCCCAAGAACAUCCCGUGGUUCGUCUCCGACGUCCUACCCAAGGACUUCAGCGACUUGCUCAACGUGCUCCUGACCGCCAAGUCUUUCUACGAAACGCCGUCCGAGGAAGACACGGCCAACGACCGCACGCCACCCGCUCUCUCUGCAACGGACGAAGCGAGUCUCAAUCAACUAUUCGAGGACUGGAGCACGCUCUACGCAGAAGGCAAACUCAUCCUCCGACCCAACGCUUUCUGGACCGAAGCGGGCUCUUACUGGCGCCUGCCUCAAACCGCACCUGCCCUCUUCGCCGAUCUUAAAGAAGCCGAGCUCGUGAUUUACAAGGGUGAUUUGAAUUACCGCAAGUUGACGGCUGACGGGGUGUGGGAUGCUGCGACGCCGUUUCACAAGGCUAUUGGGCCGCUUGGCAAGGGGUCGGGGCUCAGGACGCUGGCGCUAAGGACGUGUAAGGCGGAUGUGGUGGUGGGGCUUCCGGAGGGGGAGGAUGAGAGGUUGAGGGGUUUGGAGGGCGGGGGAGGGGAUAGCGGGUGUAGGAAGUGGGCUUGGAGCGGGAAGUGGGCGGUGGUGCAGUUUUGCGAUGGCAAGGCUUGA